UCGCGGCCGGCUGCUGGGCUCCUCAUUGGAGGAGCGGGGAGGCAAGCGAGUAGAGGGCCCCUGGAGGGAGCCGCGGAGGUUCAGGUCCCGGAGGCCGGGCUACGCCGAGCCUUGCGCGUGAACAGCUGCGGCGGGGGCAGCCUCCAGCGGCGGUGCCAGCAGUUCCAGCCCGUUGCUUUACUUUUUAGCUUCACUAACGUCAUUAUGCCGAAGAGAAAGUCUCCAGAAAACCCAGAGGGCAAGGAUGGCUCCAAAGUAACUAAACAGGAGCCCACCAGACGGUCUGCCAGGUUGUCAGCGAAACCAGCUCCACCAAAACCUGAACCUAAACCAAGAAAAACAUCUGCUAAGAAAGAACUGGCAACAAAGGUUAACAAAGGUGCGAAAGGGGAGAAGGAGGAAAAGCAAGAAGCUGGAAAGGAAGGUACUGCACCAUCUGAAAACGGUGACACUAAAGCAGAAGAGGCACAGAAAACUGAAUCUGUAAACGAGGGAGAAUGAAUUGUCAUGAAAAUUGGGGUUGAUUUUAUGUACCUCUUGGGACAACUUUUAAAAGCUAUUUUUACCGAGUAUUUUGUAAAUGCUAAUUUUUUAGGACUCUACUAGUUGGCAUACAAAAAUAUAUAAGGAUGGACAUUUUACCUUCUUGUAGUCAUGCUUUUUGGAAAUUUCCGUCAUCCUUGAGUAAAAGAAAUACCAAUUUAAUAUUGGAAGCUGUCUGUAAAAUUGAUUCAGCAUUCCAUGCACUUGCUUUAAAAAUUUAGUCCUGUGCAUACUGUGGUGUUUUUACUGUGUGUAUUUGAAUUUUUUCAUGCAGUUUUUCUAGAGCAAUAAUCAGUGGUGCUUUUGUACCUAGGUUUUAUGUGAUUUUAAUGAAAUGUGGAUAGUUGUGGCCACCUGCUGACUAUUUGUGGUUUAAAAUAAAAGGUUUUCCUGCCUGCAAAAUA
Molecule: messenger RNA, 947 nt
Organism: Globicephala melas (long-finned pilot whale)
Lineage: Eukaryota; Metazoa; Chordata; Mammalia; Artiodactyla; Delphinidae
Gene: HMGN3
Product: high mobility group nucleosomal binding domain 3
Biological process (GO): chromatin organization
Cellular component (GO): nucleus; chromatin
Molecular function (GO): nucleosomal DNA binding
Source: RefSeq, a predicted model, not a curated record